ACCGACGCGAUGCAUAUCCCCCCCAGCUACGUCACUGCUGGCUCAGCGACGCCACCAUCACCACCACCCGCUGCCGGCGCAACACCCUAUCAUGGCUUCUCGUGGUUUUCAAAAGAGACGGGCGGCGGCGGCGGAGGCAGCGGAUACCCGGAGAACUGGAGCAGUCUUAUCGGCAUCAUUACCGCCAUAAUAGGAAACGUGCUGAUAUCCUUUGCGCUCAACACGCAGCGGUAUGCGCACAUCCGCCUGGACAGAGAGUGGCAGGACAAGGAGCGCCAGCGCAAGAAGAGGAAUGCCUCGAGCAUGAGCCUGAGCAGACUGAACGACGAAGUCUCCAAGCUGGGCGCCGGCCGCAGAGACGGGCACAGCAACGGCCUGGCUGACCAGAGACAUGCGCCUGGCGCUGAUGUCUUGGAUGCGAACGAGUCGGAUCCGCUGAUUCCGCAAUCGCCAGCGCAGACGCGACCCGCUGCACACAGCGACGACAGCGCGGGGUCGGGCCUCGAGGAGGAAGCGUACAAGCAAAAGUCAUACCUCAAGUCGCCCUACUGGUGGUGUGGCAUAAUCCUCAUGGCCAUUGGAGAGGCUGGCAAUUUUCUCGCAUACGGAUUCGCGCCUGCGUCGAUUGUAUCGCCGCUCGGAGUCGUUGCGCUCAUCUCAAACUGCAUCAUUGCGCCGUUUAUGCUCAAGGAGCCGUUUCGCACACGUGAUGGGCUUGGCGUGAUCAUCGCAGUGGGGGGCGCUGUCACGGUGGUGCUGUCGGCCAAUGACAAUAAUCCGAAACUCGGGCCGGGCGAGAUCUGGGAUCUGAUAAGACGAUGGGAAUUCGAGACGUACCUUGGCAUUACCGUUGGUGUUAUUAUCCUGCUCAUGGGCGCGAGCAACAAGUAUGGACAAAAGAACAUUUUGAUUGAUCUGGGGCUUGUAGGAUUGUUUGGCGGAUACACGGCGCUCUCUACCAAAGGCGUCGCAUCGCUACUUUCGUAUACGCUCUGGCGUGCUAUUACGUUUCCCGUCUUCUAUCUCCUGGUUGCCAUUCUGGUCGGCACUGCAAUCAUGCAGAUCAAAUACGUCAACCGCGCACUCCAGCGCUUUGACGCCACCCAGGUCAUUCCUGUUCAGUUUGUCCUCUUCACACUGUCCGUCAUUGGCGGAUCGGCAGUGCUUUACCGCGACUUUGAAAGGACUUCGGCGCAAGACGCAGGAAAGUUUGUGGGUGGCUGCGCUUUGACUUUCUUUGGUGUGUGGUUGAUUACGAGCGGACGACCUUCGCGACAUGUUGAGGACGACGACGACGAAGAACAUGUUAUCCACUUGACAGGCGAGCGGUAUACCGACGAGGUGGAUGAAACCAGCCCUGGGGAUGCAGAGAGCACGCACCACUCAUCCACAGCACGACCACUUUCACCCCCAAUCAAUAUCAACUCUCGCUAUCGUGACGAUGAUGAGCGCCCCUCUACGCCAGAUAUCAGGAUCAUUCCAGACCCAGUGACGCCACAACGCCACGCUCGGCUAGUCACUGCAGAUAUACUAUCGUCGCUGGUUGCGAAUCCAUGGACCCAGCCCAACGAACCUGAAGCUCGCACGCCGCCACUAAACCGCCACACAUCAACACCUGUACUACCAUCUGAAGCCGCACCCCCACCUCUAGCAUCUACUUCGGACCCCGAGCUCGGAGCUCCAUGGACACCCACACGCGGAAGAUCACAAGUCGAGGCCCCGCCCACACCUGGAUCGCAGCUCCGUCGCCUCCGCACCGUCGAACGCGUCCCAAGCGCACGCAACAGCAUCGCAGGGCCCCUCCUCGCCAGCCCGCUCAGCGCCAGCCUCAGCACCAUGGUCCAAGAUCUCAAGCGCGGAGGCAGCGUGCGCUACCGCGACCCCGACGACGCCAUCCGCAGACGCGCAAGCGCCCUCGGCCUCAACGGCCACGACACAGACACAGACGGCAUGAUGGGAUCCGGCGAACCGCUGACCCGCCGCCUCACACGCGACAGCCAGGGCCCAUCGGAAGGUGCCAUGACCGCUGCCAUCACAUCGCGCACCACAGGCCGAGGCCGCAGUCUCAGCGGCACCCUCAGCGAUCUCUGGAGGGGAAUCAGCCACAGGACUAGCAGAGACGAAUUGAGAGAUGGCCUGCCUAGUUCUGCUGCUGCUGUUGCUGCUGAUGAUACUGAGCAUAGAUAGAUUAGAUGUAAAGCUCAUGUGUGUGUUGCGUUAGAACGGGGAAAUUC
Messenger RNA from Exserohilum turcica Et28A, 2234 nucleotides. RefSeq lists its product as uncharacterized. Gene Ontology annotation, molecular function: magnesium ion transmembrane transporter activity. NCBI's taxonomy places the organism in Eukaryota, Fungi, Ascomycota, Dothideomycetes, Pleosporales, Pleosporaceae. Gene Ontology annotation, cellular component: membrane. The transcript has 2 exons. Bases 10 to 2187 code for a protein of 725 amino acids. Gene Ontology annotation, biological process: magnesium ion transport. The record is from RefSeq and is a predicted model, not a curated record.